AUGAAUAAUACUGUUUAUGAAAUUGUUUCUUCUAAUCGUGAUCAAGACAAAAUUAAUAUUCAUGGUUUUGUUAUGUGUAAAAAUAAAAAUUGUGACAAUUCUUAUUACUGGCGUUGUGAAAAAUGUGAUGCAUUACAAUGUAAAGGCCGAGCAGUUACCACGUUGGUUGAAGGACAACAUCAUCUCCAAAAAGUUACAGAUCAUAAUCAUGCUGCGGAGGCAAGCCAAGUCAAUGUUAUAAGAACUGUUAAUACUUUAAAAGAGAGAGGAAAAGAGACCAAUGAACCACCUGCACAAAUUAUUCAAACCACAACUGCUAGUAUCUCUUACGAAGCGCAUCCAUACCUUCCAUCUUGUGAUGCACUUUGUCAAACAGUUAAUCGAAUUAGGAGCUCUGAUCUUCCUGUAGAACCAGAAUCUUUAAAUGAACUUAUU
Molecule: messenger RNA, 435 nt
Organism: Entrophospora candida
Lineage: Eukaryota; Fungi; Glomeromycota; Glomeromycetes; Entrophosporales; Entrophosporaceae
Source: the annotation of a GenBank genome assembly